Betta splendens (Siamese fighting fish) is the source of this 981-nucleotide messenger RNA. Its product is annotated as olfactory receptor 1361-like. Gene Ontology annotation, cellular component: membrane. Gene Ontology annotation, molecular function: olfactory receptor activity; G protein-coupled receptor activity. Bases 1 to 981 code for a protein of 326 amino acids. Gene Ontology annotation, biological process: G protein-coupled receptor signaling pathway. The record is from RefSeq and is a predicted model, not a curated record. NCBI's taxonomy places the organism in Eukaryota, Metazoa, Chordata, Actinopteri, Anabantiformes, Osphronemidae. The transcript has a single exon.
AUGUCAUCAUUACACUCUGCUUUCAGAGAAAACAUCACCUUUGUGCAUCCUGUGUACUUCAUAAUAAGUGGAUUAGAAGGGAUUCCUAAUGUCAGGUAUUACUAUGUGUUUUUAUUGCUGGCUUAUGGCGUUUCAGUGCUGGGAAACGUGACUGUGAUGGCACUGAUUGUCCUGGAUCACAAUCUGAGGACUCCAAAGUACGUGGCCGUCUUCAACCUGGCGUUUGUGGACCUGAUGUGCAGCUCUGCUUUGGUUCCCAAGGCCAUCGACAUCUUCCUCUUCAACCACCCCUACAUCUCCUACAGCGACUGCCUGACCUUCCUCUUCGUGUGCUACACCUGCCUCUCCAUGCAGUCCUUCAACCUGGUGGCUCUGUCCUACGACAGGCUGGUGGCCGUCACCUUCCCUCUGCAUUACAAAGCAAGGGUAACGCACAGGUUCAUGUUGUCCUUAAUCCUGUCUUUCUGGGUUUUUGUUAUGAUGGGUAAUGUCAUCGCAGUCGGCCUCAUUAACAGACUGUCCUUCUGUGGCUCUGUGGUCAUUAACAGCUACUUCUGUGACCAUGGUCAGAUCUAUCGACUGGCCUGCAAUGACAACACUCCCAGCUCAGUCAUCGGCGCUUUGUUCUCAGUUGUAAAUUUCUGGCUUCCACUGGUUUUCAUCCUGUUAACGUACCUGUGUAUUUUCUGCACGUUGGUUAAAGUGGCCACGCCUCAACAGGGACUCAGGGCCUUUAAAACUUGCGUAGGUCAUCUGUCAUUAGUGGCCAUUUAUUUCAUCCCCUUGUUGAUCACGUUCACAUUGAAGGAGAAAAUGCCUCCUGAUGCCAGAAUCAUAAACCUGUCUCUGACCUCUGUCCUUCCUCCCAUGCUCAACCCCAUCAUUUAUGUCCUGCAAACACGGGAAAUAAAAGUCUCUGUAAAAAAGUUAUUGAAGAUGAGCCAGAAAUCAAAAAUCAUAAUUAUAAAAUCCACAAUGUGA